AUGUUUUGCAGAACUAUUUUAAGACCGGUAAGUCGGGUAUCUGUUCAUAGACUGCAACGUCGAAUUGAUUCACGAUAUGCAGCUACCUUGAUUAAGAACUAUGAUAAUGAGAACCCGAAAUCAGUUGUUAAUUCAGUUGAAAUACACUCAAGGUUAUUUAUAGAAGAAAUUACAAAUCCAAUGAGUAGUAUAAUGCGCGAGAAUUUCGAUGCAGAGUGGUUACACAGUAUGAAAUUAAAGGAAGCGAAUGUUGAGAAUAAUGAGAAUAAUGAACCUUCAUCAAGGAACGAGGAAGAAAAAAAUCCAGAAGAAACAAGUAUUGAGGAGAGCUCGAAUAUCAUGCGUGAUGUAAAUACUUCAACUUCCUUCGGAGGAACAGCGCAAAGAGCUUCGAAUAAUUUAUCAUCAAAUGAUGAUGAUAAUAAAGGCUGGAUUGCGCAGGGAAAUCGCUUUCAUCCUAGGGAAACUUAUCCUCCGUUAAUAGUACUAUCGGUAAGGAAUCGACCUUUAUUUCCGGGGUUUUAUAAUACCAUUACCAUUAAAAAUCCACAACUUAUAGAAGCCUUAAAGAGGAUAAUGGAAAAAAACCAGCCGUAUGUGUCUGUAUUCUUGGUUAAGGAAAGUGAAAAGGAUCUAGAAGCUAUCACCGAUAUAAAUGAGGUUCAUGACAUUGGUGUGUUUGCGCAGAUAACUAGCCUAUACGAAAAGGACAAUCUUCAAGAAUCUGGGAUAACAGUUUUAUUAUAUGCUCACAGACGAGUUAGGUUACAUGAAGUAUUUACACCAUUAGACUGGAAGUAUUUGGAGUCCGAGGAAAAGUAUGAAGCAAAUAAUCGGGAUAAUGUAAAUAAUAGAGUGAAUGAACUUAAAGUUACCGGGCCAACCGAUUACCUAAGAGAUCUUCAUGUGGCUACAGGUACUGUAUCAAAUGUUGAGGAUAUUGCACUUCCCGAGGGAAAUUUUAAGAAACCUGCUUUAACGAAUUCUAUUUUCACAGCAAUGAAGAGCCUUGCAUCUAUAGAUAAGAGUUUUAACGAACAAAUUGCGUCUUUUGCGAAGAAGUUUGACUUCGAAAAAGAGAUUGUUGCUGAAGAUGCAGGUUUCUUAGCUGAUUUUGCCGCAUGCUGUUCCCAUGCUACCCAAGAAGAACUGCAAGGAGUCUUAGCCACUGCUGAUGUUGGGUUGCGGCUUGAGAAGUCGUGGUCACUUUUAAGAAGAGAACUAUUAGCUGCCGAACUGCAAGUGAAACUUAACAAAGAAGUCGAUGAUAAAAUAACUUUCAAGCAUCGAGAGUAUUUGUUGAUGGAGAAACUUAAGGCUAUUAAAGCUGAAUUGGGUCUUACUGACGGGCGGGAAAAACUAUUAACUACAUUCAGGGACCGCAUGGCAAAAUUAAAUCCACCAGAAAACGUCCUGACAAUAUUUAAUGAGGAGAGCGCAAAGCUUGCAUCAAUGGAGACGCAAUCAUCUGAGUUUACAGUUGUUAGAAACUAUUUGGAUUGGCUUUCUAGUAUUCCAUGGGGCAUUUCUUCUGAAGACCAGUUUUCUGUUCCUGAAGCUGAAAAGAUUUUAAACGAAGACCAUUACGGUAUGCAAGAUGUAAAGGCUCGGAUUUUGGAGUUUAUCGCAGUUGGAAAGCUUCUAGGUAGAAAUAGCGGUAAAAUACUUUGUUUUGUUGGUCCUCCUGGUGUAGGUAAAACUUCUAUUGGGAAAUCCAUUGCUUCAUCUUUAAAUCGUAAAUUUCAUAGGGUUUCUGUUGGUGGUAUGAAUGAUGUUUCUGAGAUAAAAGGUCAUAGACGGACUUAUGUCGGAGCAUUACCUGGUCGCAUAAUGCACGCAUUAAAAAUGUGUCGAACUAUGAAUCCAUUAAUUUUAAUUGAUGAAAUAGAUAAAAUUGGAUCAGCAAAUAUGCACGGUGAUCCCACAUCAGCUUUACUAGAAACUCUAGACCCAGAGCAAAACAAGGAAUUUUUAGAUAAUUAUUUGGAUACUGCUGUGGACUUAUCAAAUGUGCUAUUUAUUUGCACUGCGAAUACACUUGAUACACUCCCAAGGCCACUUUUAGAUCGUAUGGAAGUCAUUGAAUUGAGCGGCUAUGUUGCAGAAGAAAAGUUAAAAAUAGCAGAACGGUACCUCAGCCCAGCCGCUAAGAAAGCCACUGGUUUAGAGGAUGUUGACGUUACCAUAACAUCAGGUGCAAUCAUGGAAUUGAAUAAGAAAUAUUGUAGGGAAAGCGGAGUUAGAAAUUUAAAAAAUCAAAUUGAAAAAAUAUACCGUAAAACAGCCUUGAAAAUUGUGCAAGAAAUGCGUGAAGAUUCUGAUACUUCAACAAAAACUACCUCUGAAGUUGGAGGUAAACCGCAUACCGCCUCUAAAGCGAAAGGAAAAGAAAUCCCAAUUAUUGAAGACUCAAAUACUAAAAAACUCGGCCUUGCAACGUCUGAUGAGCCACCAAGUCGUCAAAGAUUAAAAAUCCCUAAGUCGGUAUCGAUAGUUAUCACUGAAGAAAACUUAAAGGAGUUCGUUGGAAGCCCCAUAUUUUCCUCUGAAAGAAUGUAUGAGAAGACAGUUCCUGGUAUCGCCAUGGGCUUGGCGUGGACCUCUAUGGGUGGCUGCUCUAUGUAUGUAGAGUCGGUACUACAGCAACCCUUGUCAAUUGACUCUACACCGAGCUUAGAACGCACUGGACAGUUAGGAGAUGUGAUGAAGGAAUCAUCAAUGCUUGCCUAUUCUUUCUCUAGAAUGUAUUUAUCAAAGAAAUUCCCUGAGAAUAGGUUUUUUGAAAAGGCAUCUAUCCAUCUACAUUGCCCAGAGGGCGCUACUCCAAAAGAUGGUCCUUCUGCAGGGAUUACAAUGGCUUCUUCUUUGAUUUCACUUGCUUUAAAUAGGCCUAUUGAUGCCGCCAUUUCCAUGACCGGAGAGCUAACACUAAGUGGUAAAGUCUUACGUAUUGGUGGGUUAAGAGAAAAAGUAGCAGCAGCUAAACGUGCAGAUUCAUCAGUCAUCAUUUUCCCAAAAGAUAAUAGUUCUGAUUGGGAAGAGUUACCAGAACAGGUGAAACAGGGGAUAAUUCCGGUUAUGGUUGAUUGGUACGAUGAGGUUUUUGAGAAGCUAUUCAACAAUUUAAGUACGCAGAAAGGUAAUAGUGUUUGGGAUGUUGAAUUUAAAAAAAUUGACUUCGAUAGUCAUGAAAAGCAACGCCAUAAUUCAGCAGCCUGA
This is a messenger RNA of Eremothecium sinecaudum, 3219 nucleotides long. It is a transcript of the gene PIM1, whose product is annotated as ATP-dependent Lon protease PIM1. The coding region runs from base 1 to 3219 and encodes 1072 amino acids. Gene Ontology annotation, biological process: chaperone-mediated protein complex assembly; protein quality control for misfolded or incompletely synthesized proteins; protein catabolic process. The record is from RefSeq and is a predicted model, not a curated record. NCBI's taxonomy places the organism in Eukaryota, Fungi, Ascomycota, Saccharomycetes, Saccharomycetales, Saccharomycetaceae. Gene Ontology annotation, molecular function: single-stranded DNA binding; ATP-dependent peptidase activity; ATP binding. Gene Ontology annotation, cellular component: mitochondrial matrix. The transcript has a single exon.